AUGCAGAGAGUUUCAGAGCCAGUCCAGGACCACGCCCCAGCCCCGCAGCCUCCUGCCCAGCCCUCCGGAUCUCCGCAAGGCCAGCUCCUGACGAGCAGCAACAGCAGUCCCUGCAAGUUUGAGGACCAAGUCCUCUGUCCCAUUUGCCUGGAGGUGUUCCACAGUCCCGUCACCACCGCCUGUGGCCACAACUUCUGCAUGACCUGCCUCCAAGGUUUCUGGGACCACCAGGCGGCCACCGGCGAGACAUUCUCCUGCCCCCAGUGCCGAGAGAGCUUCCCCUCCAGGCCGCGCCUCUGCAAGAAUGUCACCCUGGGGGAGAUGGUGACCUGCUUCACCCAGGCCAAGAGCCAGACCUCAGAGUCCUCAUGCAACCUGACUGGGCCCAGGGAUGUGCCCUGCGACUUCUGUGCCCCCCAGAAGCUCAAGUCCGUCAAGUCGUGCCUGCAGUGCAUGGCCUCCCUGUGUGAGAGGCACCUGCGCAGCCACUCGGAGGACCAGGCCUUCCAGGACCACCAGCUCCUGGAGCCCCUGUGGGAUUUCAAGAGCUGCUUGUGCCUGAAGCACCGCAAGCUCCGGGGGCUGUACUGCCGCAAGGAGGGCUGCUGUGUGUGCGGGAACUGUCUGCUGGAGGAGCACCAGAACCAUGACGCCAUCCCCCUGCGGGAGGAGCGCGCCGUCAAGGAGGUCGAGGUGCGGCAGGUCCAGGCCAACGUGGAGAACCAAAUGCUAAUGAUCACCUCCGAAAGCCAGAAGCACCGGGAGCAGGUGGCCUUUCUCUUGAAACUAAUCCAGACAACACGAGAUGAGGUGAACUCCUGCUUCUCAGAGAUCGUCCAGGAAGUGAAACAGCUGCAGGUGAAGGUCUUGGGUUUUGUGGAGAAAGAGAAGGCAGCUGCCCUGGAGAAGCUGGGCAGCUCCAUCCAGCAGAGCCACAACCGGCUCCUGAAGCUGGAGGGGGACAGCAUCUGGCUGCGCACCCUACUCACCAACCCGAAUGACCAGCAGUUCCUGCAGGCACCACCAAGCCCCUGGCAUAAGCAGGAGCUCCUGGCAUCUGCUUGGGCCCUGGUGAAAGGUGGUAUCACUGCCCCUCCUUGCAUGCAGGAGUUCCCCAGGAUCAAGCACUUGCAAGACUGCACAGAACCCCUAAUGGGCACCAACUGUGAGGAGAAGCAGAGCUUCCUCCAGCUGCCUGAGACCCUGGCGGAGCUCCGGCGCCGGCUGGUGGACAUGGGUCUCAGCUUCAUCAACCAGCUCCUCCUGAAGGGCAUUAAAAUGAACUCCUAUGAGGUGCUGCCCCCAGCCGUGGAUAGGAAAACACUUCUCAAGUGUUACUGCAACCUGAGAUUCGACCCCGCCACGGCCAGCGAGGAGCUCUUCCUGUUCAAGGAGACGCACUCGGUGCUGAACCUGGGCAUCCUCCUGGAGCCCCUGCCCGCCGGCGGCCCCUUCCCAGGCUUCAAGCAGUGGCCGCAGGUGCUGUGCUCGCGCGGCCUGUCCGAGGGCCGCCACUACUGGGAGGCCGAGGUGUCCGACUCGUGGGUGUGCCUGGGGGUCACCUACCGCCGCAGCCCCCCGCUCGGCCGCCGCCCGCGCGGCAGCGUCGUCUACCUGCUGGGCCGCAACCCCUACUCGUGGUGCGUGGAGUGGGACUCGCUCCGGCUCUCCGCGUGGCACGACAACACGCAGACGGUGCUGCGCGGCGGCUACCAGCGCGCGCUCGGCGUGGCGCUCGACUGCGACCCCAUCAGAGGCCCCUGGCUGUGGUUCUCCAGGCUGAUCCUGGCCACUCAGCACCGGGUACCUACCCGUCCCUAG
Miniopterus natalensis is the source of this 1821-nucleotide messenger RNA. Lineage: Eukaryota; Metazoa; Chordata; Mammalia; Chiroptera; Miniopteridae. The record is from RefSeq and is a predicted model, not a curated record.